Molecule: messenger RNA, 357 nt
Organism: Triticum turgidum subsp. durum (durum wheat)
Lineage: Eukaryota; Viridiplantae; Streptophyta; Magnoliopsida; Poales; Poaceae
Source: the annotation of a GenBank genome assembly
AUGGUCUCUCUUUAUUUCAGCUACAUGAAUCUAGUGUUGAUCGUGCAGCUUUUGUGGAGUUUGUGCUUGGCUUGUCAAGAUAUAUUUUCUCUGAGGAAUAACAGGGAUCUUCAUGCCCCGGAUUUUCUAUUGUUCUUUGUUAUAAUUGAUUGGGUCAUGGCGAUUCUCAUGUUCUCUGGAUUCUAUGCCUCUGCCAGCGUGACGAUUUUCUUCAUGAAGGAUAUGAACUUCUGCGCGGAAUACCGGCGUCUAGACUGCAGUCAGUUCACACUUUCAGUCACUCUGGCGUUCUUUACAUGGUUGUUGCAAGCUGCGUCUUCUUUCUCUGGGUUCUGGCUACUAAUUUCAUUCUUCUAG